Molecule: messenger RNA, 1113 nt
Organism: Cylicocyclus nassatus
Lineage: Eukaryota; Metazoa; Nematoda; Chromadorea; Rhabditida; Strongylidae
Source: the annotation of a GenBank genome assembly
GCCUCCUUCUGGAACACAGCAGAUUUACUGAAACUUUUACAUGGUCCUCUAGUUGUUUGUUUCUUGCAGUGUCUGAUAUCUACUCUCCUUACAAUCGCAAAUUGAUCAUGGAAUGUUGGAUUUGCAUGACUGUGUGGGCAGCGGCCAUGAUAGUGUUCCUCAAGCUGUUCUUUGGCAGGAGAGGAAGCAAAGAGAUAAUCAAGAAGGAUUGGCAAAAGGACACUGUGUACCUGUACCAGUUUCCACGUCUUCCGACAAUUCCCAACAUCUCUCCUUUCUGUUUGAAAGUUGAGACCUUCCUCAAGGCUAAUAAUAUAAACUACGAGGUAUGCCCUGUCCUUGCUCGCAGAUCUCAAUAUGGCUACGUGCCUUUUGUCGAAUUGAAUGGAGAGCACAUUGCUGAUUCGCAAGUCAUCAUCCAUCAGCUUAGCAAGCAUUUUGAUGUUAAGCGACAUCCGGUACUACCACAAGACGAAGCCAUUGCAAGAGCAGUCGACCGUAUGGUUGAUACACAUACUUUUUUCGUUCUUCGCCAUUUUGUAGUGGUCGAAAAUGCUGUCGAAUUCUGUUCGCUGAUAUUACGUAACAUGAACUUCCCUGCGUCCUUAAUAUCCAUCGCUGCUUCGGUCUUGUCAUUUUGCAUGAAAAGAAAAGUCAUAAAUCGCAUAGCUGCUGGUGUUGGUCUGAUGUCUACGGAUGAUUACAAAGAAAUACUGAAAAAGGACUACGAUGCAUUGAAAACACUGCUUGGAGAACAGAAAUUCUUGUUUGGGGACUCAAUUUCUACGGUGGAUUGUACUGUAUUUGGACAUUUGGCGACAAUCUUCUAUAUCCCGACUGCUAGCUAUGCUAAAGACCUUCUGAAGGAAGAGUAUCCGUCCCUUGUUGCAUAUCUCGAAAGAGUCAAAGAAACCGUUUAUGGAAAAGACUUUGCCUCGGAGUAAGCAGGUGCAAGAGUGCGUUCAGUGCGAGAUCAAUCUGCGGAUGAAAAAUUUGCAGAUUUGCUCGAAACAACAAGCAUAUUAUGUUGAGUUGUAUCGCUUUUGUUUGCCAUUGUAGUGCCUUGUUAUGAAGUCUUAUCGAGCGGUUGCAAUAAAAGUUGCUUUUCUUUAU